Pecten maximus is the source of this 1277-nucleotide messenger RNA. Its product is annotated as E3 ubiquitin-protein ligase dbl4-like. The record is from RefSeq and is a predicted model, not a curated record. The transcript has 3 exons. Lineage: Eukaryota; Metazoa; Mollusca; Bivalvia; Pectinida; Pectinidae. Bases 82 to 1089 code for a protein of 335 amino acids. Gene Ontology annotation, biological process: negative regulation of protein phosphorylation; regulation of mitochondrion organization; protein polyubiquitination. Gene Ontology annotation, molecular function: zinc ion binding; ubiquitin conjugating enzyme binding; ubiquitin protein ligase activity. Gene Ontology annotation, cellular component: ubiquitin ligase complex; endoplasmic reticulum; cytosol.
UAUAUCGCGACAUUUUUGUUUCUGCAAGGAUACUAUUAAAUACAAGGGUGUUUGUCUGCCUAUAGAAGAUCAUACUCGAACAUGACUACCUACAUAAGUAUAGGCAACUUAUCAGGAGAACGGCAAUAUGAACAACGGAUUGGACUUCAAAUACACAAAAUGAGAACAAUCGGCGACCUUCGGGUGGCACUGGUAGGCCCAUUGGGCUUACCACGUGAUCGAUUUGAUGUCAUCAAAAUGUCAGAAGCUUUGCUCUACAACGAUACAGAGUUACUCACACAUAAUGACUGGUCUUCAAAAAUGGUUCUGGUAAUCCAUCCACCUUCGCGUCCAAUCUUUGACCAUCUGAAGACCACAGAAACCGAUAUGGUUAAUGGGGCCUAUGAGGAUGAACAACGAACGAUCAUGUCUUGUGGCCAUGGAAUUGUGCCUGCUACACUCUACGAGUACUGUUGGAAUAGUCUACAACAAGGGGACCUGGAAUUCAAAUGUCCAGCCAUUGAUGAGUUCAGUGUCCGGGGCGCCCAGACAACUUGUGGCGCCACCUGGACCCUUUAUGAACUCACCAUAAAAGCACAGUUAUCACAAGACGAACGCAUCUUAUUCGAGAUGAAGCUAAGCAAGAAUAGUUUGGCGAAGAUGAAUGAAGUGCAGGAGUGUCCGUUCUGUCGAUCGCUUGCAGUUCGUGACAAUAUUAAAAAUGACAGAGUUGUGUGCAUUAACUGUAGCAAAACAAAUCCAGAUAAUUCUGAAUUCUGUUGGCAAUGUCUGCAUCCAUGGACAACGCCUAACGCGAUCUACUGUGGGAAUCUAUCGUGUUCCACAUCUAAGGGACAAACGGCAACACAAGAAAUCUUGAGAACGUGUUCGUCCAAAGUUAUGGGUGACUUCAACAGAGCAUCGCCAACUGUCCGCGCUUGUCCAAGCUGCAGUGCUCUUGUUGAACACACAUCCGGUUGUAAGCAGAUGACUUGUAAAUGCAAGCACAUAUUUUGCUUUAUUUGUUUGAAGCCAUGGAAGAAAAAAGGUGUUAGCGGAGGGUGCGAUUAUGGAAACAACUGUGACCCUGCACAGUGUCAAUCAGUAUAGAGACAUCAUUGAAGGAAUGAAGCUUCUCUGUCACCAACUUGUCCCUGUGGCGACGAUGCCACAAGAACGGUUUACUGUCAUUUCGAUUGCUUAUCAGUGAUGUUUUUCAUGCUUUGUUAUAGUAAUAAACAAUAAUAAAUAAUAAAAGACUUUAUUUAGGGUCGAUGACACUUUGAGUCACAAGACUC